Messenger RNA from Phytophthora nicotianae INRA-310, 105 nucleotides. RefSeq lists its product as hypothetical. Bases 1 to 105 code for a protein of 34 amino acids. The record is from RefSeq and is a predicted model, not a curated record. NCBI's taxonomy places the organism in Eukaryota, Oomycota, Peronosporomycetes, Peronosporales, Peronosporaceae. The transcript is spliced from 2 exons.
AUGGCGAGCAACAUCACCGAAGGUUUCAUGGCUAGCGACAAGGUUGGAGGUCUCGUCCUCCCACUGACGAUUAAGACGCUCGGAGACUCGAGUGGCGUGUUUUAA